AGAUGUUUAGAUGUUGUUCAGUGUUUUUAGUCUGGUCCAGGUUAUUGUAAUCCUGAUGCUUUUGUGGAUCUGGUCAGGAUUUGAUCAGCUUGGAUGCUUUGGGUGCGUGUUUUUUUUCUUCUCCUCCUCCUCUUCUUUUUCCUGAAACACUACAUCUCCCAGAGUUCCUCAUGUUGACCGCCUCCACAAUCCGCAAUCACAUUGAGUAGCUGAGUGAGUGGUCGCGUCGAGGACAAGAUCUACCUCCGAGAAACACCACAAACACAAGCCCGGCGUGCUGGAGAGACUCAGGAUGUGGUGACAACUGGCCUGAUGAAGAGGAGCGUUUUUUUUGUUUUUGUUUUUUUUUUUUUUUUGGAAUAAAAUAUCACCAGGAACCCUUUCAAACCCUUGAAAAAAUGAUAUACUGUAUGUGAUUAGUAGCCAAACAAUUCACUAGAGGAAAAAAAACCAAACAAACAUUGCCUGGACUUGACUUUAGAAAUGACUGAGACGAUUAGUGUAAAUCGUGUCCACGUUUGUCUUGUAAGGACACGAGGUUUGCUUGUGCAUGUAGAUCAUGCAUGAAGAUUCGUGGAUUCUGAGCAGUUUGUGCUGUUAAGGCUGUAGAUCGAUGCUUUGUUCACAUGUUCCAGGCUUCCCAUCCUGAUUUACCUCUUUGAUUUUUUUCCAUCUGUUCGUUCCUUUUAAAAAUGACAUCAUCCGAUAAUGAUGAGACCGGGAGUGACGUGUCCGAGUCUCUGGAAGCCACCGAUUUCCAAGGCCGAAAUGGCGACUCGGGGAGUUACUACAAAUCGAAAAGUUUACCAGUCCUCAACGGAGGCGGUACAGCGGCUGACAAGGCUUUUGAACCGAAGCUUCCGUCUACGUUAACAUCAAUCCAUACAGAUCAAUUAGUUUUUAGUGGGCUUCAGGGAAAAAGUGAGUCUAGCCAGCUGGACUCUCCGAGCCAAACUGACUUCUCGCCCUCCAGCAUGUCUAGCAUGGUAGGUCUAAGCGGCUGUACGAGACCCGAUGGCAGCAGGGCUGGGAGCAAAAAAGUAGGCUUUUCUUUAGCAAGGAUAUUGGGAUUCCCUGUGAGGAAGUAUGUCAGGGUGAUUCUGGCUGACUCGAGGUGUUUUCUGUUCUGUAUGUGCUACCUGACGUUCAUCCAGUCGCUGAUGGUGUCAGGUUACCUGAGCAGUGUGAUCACCACCAUUGAGAAGCGAUACAGCCUGAGGAGCUCGGAGUCAGGACUGCUGGUGAGCUGCUUCGAUAUCGGAAGCUUGCUUGUCGUGGUCUUUAUAAGCUACUUCGGGGGUCGGGGGCAAAGACCGCGAUGGUUGGCAGUCGGUGGGGUCUUCAUAGCCGUAGGGGCAGCUUUGUUCUCUCUUCCGCACUUCAUCUCGCCACCAUACCAGAUCCAGGAAGUGAACUCGUCCACCGGAAACGAGGGCCUCUGCUUAAACGGUAACGGCAGCAGAGAAGGUUUGGGUGUUGCGUCGUGCCCGCGGGACCAGGAGGGCAAAGAACAUUCCAUCUACGUAGCACUUUUCAUCUGCGCCCAGAUUCUGGUGGGAAUGGGUUCCACGCCGAUCUACACUCUUGGCCCGACCUACCUGGAUGACAACGUGAAGAAGGAGAAUGCCUCACUGUACCUUGCUAUCAUGUAUGUGAUGGGUGCUCUGGGCCCUGCUGCCGGGUAUCUCCUAGGAGGAGUCCUCAUUGGCUUUUAUGUGGAUCCCAAAACCUUAGUCAGUAUUGACCAGAGUGACCCUCGCUUUGUAGGCAACUGGUGGAGCGGUUUUUUGCUAUGCGCCAUCGCCAUGCUGCUGGUAAUUUUCCCCAUGUUCACCUUCCCCAAGAAGCUACCCCCUCGCCAGAAAAAGAAGAAGAAAAAGCUCGGGACCGACGAAGAUGAAACCAGCGAGGAUGAUGUCAUGAAGGAGAAAUCCAACAGCAAAGGUCAAACAGUGACCUCUUCUAUGGGCUUCGGGAAGGACAUCAAAGAGCUCCCAAAGGCGGCUGUGAAGAUCCUGAGCAACAUGACCUUCCUAUUUGUGAGUCUCUCCUACACGGCCGAGAGCGCCAUUGUCACCGCUUUCAUCACCUUCAUCCCCAAAUUCAUUGAGUCGCAGUUCGGGAUUCCUGCUUCCAACGCCAGCAUCUAUACAGGAGUGAUUAUAGUACCCAGUGCUGGCGUGGGCAUCGUUCUGGGUGGCUACAUCAUCAAGAAACUGAAGCUCGGAGCUCGUGAGUCGGCCAAGCUGGCGAUGAUCUGCAGCGGAGUGUCGCUGCUGUGCUUUUCCACGCUCUUCAUCGUGGGUUGUGAGAGCAUCAAUCUGGGGGGCAUCAACAUCCCGUAUACCACCGGGCCGACUCUGACGCUGACCCACAGAAACCUGACGGGCAGCUGCAAUGUAAACUGUGGAUGUAAGAUGAACGAGUAUGCGCCUGUCUGCGGCUCUGACGGCAUCACCUACUUUAACCCCUGCCUGGCAGGCUGCACCGCAUUUGGCAAUGACAGCACGGGGACCAGAAACUACACAGACUGUGCAUGUGUGCAGAGCAGGCAAGUCAUCACUCCUCCAGCCGGUGGCCAAGGCAGUCAGCUCCAAUUGGUCAUCGUGAAGACCUACUUAAAUGAGAAUGGUUUUGCCGUGUCUGGGAAGUGCGACCGCACCUGCAACACACUCAUCCCCUUCCUCAUCUUCCUCUUUAUUGUCACACUCAUCACCGCUUGUGCGCAGCCCUCGGCCAUCAUCGUCACUCUCAGGUCAGUAGAAGAGCAGGAGAGGCCGUUCGCUUUAGGAAUGCAGUUUGUGUUGCUGAGAACACUCGCCUACAUACCGACGCCCAUCUACUUCGGCGCUGUGAUCGACACCACGUGCAUGCUGUGGCAGCAGGACUGUGGAGUGCACGGCUCGUGCUGGGAGUACGACGUCACCUCGUUCCGCUUCGUCUACUUCGGCCUGGCGGCGAGCCUCAAGUUCGUCGGCUUCGUCUUCAUCUUCCUCACCUGGUACUCCAUCAAAUGCAAGGAGGACCGGCUAGAACACCGGCGCCCGAGCCUGCCUUCUCUCGGCACAGUCAGCGAGCUCGUGUGUCAGGGGGGAACGCGAAAGUGCCACGCACGCACUCGCUCGUGCCCGGCGUUCACGCUCGAUCCGACGCCGCUUCAUCACGGUCACAGCAGCCAAAGUUGCCCGGGAAACACGCUCAAAGCAAUAACGCCCCCGGUGCGUCCCGUACAGGAGGUCCACGCCCAUGUCUGAGGCCUAACUCCAUCUUCUCCACGUGCCUUCCUCAAUUUGGACGCAAAACCUUUGUUUAUUUUUAUUUUUUCCCCAAGUUCAGCUCGUGCCCUGCUGAGUAUCACAGCUGUUUUUAAGGUUCUCAUCAGCGCAUAUCUUUAAAAAAAAAUAUAUAAUAAUAAUAAAAUAUUAAAGUAUUUGUUAA
This is a messenger RNA of Silurus meridionalis, 3438 nucleotides long. RefSeq names its product solute carrier organic anion transporter family member 5A1. Gene Ontology annotation, cellular component: membrane. Lineage: Eukaryota; Metazoa; Chordata; Actinopteri; Siluriformes; Siluridae. Gene Ontology annotation, biological process: sodium-independent organic anion transport; transmembrane transport. Bases 693 to 3254 code for a protein of 853 amino acids. Gene Ontology annotation, molecular function: protein binding. The record is from RefSeq and is a predicted model, not a curated record. The transcript has 11 exons.